This is a messenger RNA of Ambispora leptoticha, 307 nucleotides long. NCBI's taxonomy places the organism in Eukaryota, Fungi, Glomeromycota, Glomeromycetes, Archaeosporales, Ambisporaceae. The record is from the annotation of a GenBank genome assembly.
AUGAAAAGAAUAAGUUUAUUAUCAAAACUACGCGUCUUAUUGACAAUUUGGCUUACUUUUCAAGCAUUAAAAACUCUUACUAUUCUUCAUAUGAUGGCUAGAAAGUAUGGUUAUAAUAGUAAAGGAGCAUUCAUAUUAAUGGUGCAGCAGCUAGCACCACCGAUACUCGUCAUAAAUGUGAUCACUUGGAUAGUAUUUUGGUUUGAUAAGAAACAAUCGGUUUUACAAAAUUGGCGAACAUCUGAACGUGAAUUACUUUGGUGGCUUUGGACUACUGGCGUAUUUGGUGGUUGGAUCAGUAUGUUUG